Messenger RNA from Malassezia restricta, 576 nucleotides. RefSeq lists its product as uncharacterized. Bases 1 to 576 code for a protein of 191 amino acids. The transcript has a single exon. Lineage: Eukaryota; Fungi; Basidiomycota; Malasseziomycetes; Malasseziales; Malasseziaceae. The record is from RefSeq and is a predicted model, not a curated record.
AUGUUCAAGCGACUCAGCAAGGCCAGUGCACAUCGUGAGCAGGUCGACAAUGACGAAGAAUAUGUACCACUAGAUGCAGCACUGGAUGAUGAUAGUCAAAGUGAGGAGGAACAAGCUGAUAGCGAAGAAGAAGAGGACGAUAGCGACGAGGAAGAAGAGGAUGAGACGGCCCUGACGGUGGCCCACGCGAUGGAGAGCCCCAUCUACAUGGAUGAUGAGCAGCCAGAGUCCCCGUACCGUUUUCGUUGUGUCGCUUGCCCGAUUGUUCUGUUAAAAAGUGAGAAGAGCAUUGAUGUGCACCUGGAGAGCAAGAAUCACAAGCGACGUCACGCGCGUUUUGUGGCGUUUGCCAAGACGGAAAUGGAGCGUGAAGGAGCGCACGUCAUGCGCAUUGAUCCACGUACGCUCGUUGAUUUGCUCGAAGAUCAGCGGGCUAUGGAAGCAAAGCAGGCAAGACAGGAGGUGCCCACCAAACGCAAGCGCGACACGUCGCAUGUACCUCGUGUCGAGCGACGCAAGAUGAGACGUGCUGUGCGUCGCGAGAGACGAGAAUUAGAGCGCAAGACAUCAGCUUAA